UCUCUCUAUUUUUUUUUUGUUCCUCCCUCUCUCUCUCUAGGUGCAGCAUCGUUUUCUGGUCCUAGAAGCUCUUUUUCCGUCUCCUUACCCUUCACUUCUGCGAGAUUGUCUGCUAACAGUUUUUUUUAUCAAAACCACAUAAUACACACAUACAUCGCAUUUGGGUCUCUUCACAGCGUGGGGUUUAAUUGGAGCUCUGAUUUAGUGUUUUUAUUUUAUUUCAUUCGAUUAAUUAAAAUCUGGGUUGAAGAAAGUGCGUGGUCUGUGUUCAUCGCAAUGGAAGCUAAUUCUUCCGGGGAAGAUUGCUGUGUGAAAGUGGCAGUUCAUGUCAGGCCAUUGAUAGCCGAUGAGAAGCUUCAGGGCUGUAAGGACUGCGUCGUUGUAGUGCCUGGGAAGCCUCAGGUGCAAAUUGGUAGCCAUUCAUUUACAUUCGACCAAGUUUACGGCAGCACCGGAUCCCCAUCGACUGCCAUGUACGAAGACUGCGUCGCACCUCUUGUCGAUGGUUUGUUUCAAGGAUAUAAUGCCACGGUUCUUGCCUACGGACAGACGGGGUCGGGGAAAACAUACACGAUGGGUUCUAGCGUUAAAGAUGGAUGCGAAAAUGGACUAAUUCCGAAAGUUAUGAAUGCUUUAUUCAGCAAGAUUGAUGCCCUGAAAGAUGAUAUUGAAUUCCAGCUACACGUUUCCUUCAUCGAGAUUCAUAAAGAAGACGUAAGAGAUUUGCUCGAUCCGAGCUAUGUUAAUCGGCAAGAGAUGAUCAAUGGGCAUGCUUCGAAAGUAACCAUCCCCGGGAAGCCUCCUAUACAGAUUCGGGAAACAUCUAAUGGUGUAAUAACACUUGCGGGUUCUACGGAGCGCAGCGUCAAGACGCUCAAAGAAAUGUCCGAAUGUCUCGAGCAAGGUUCGCAAAACAGGGCAACCGGGAGUACCAAUAUGAACAAUCAAUCGAGUCGCUCCCAUGCUAUUUUCACCAUCACAAUGGAGCAGAUGCGGAGGCUUCAUCCGGGAAAUUCUAACGAUAGCAAUGUACAUGAUUAUAUGGCGGACGAGUAUCUCUGCGCCAAGCUGCAUUUGGUGGAUCUUGCUGGAUCGGAGCGUGCGAAGAGGACAGGGUCGGAUGGCUUACGAUUUAAGGAGGGAGUUCACAUCAAUAAGGGCCUUCUUGCACUCGGCAAUGUUAUAAGCGCACUUGGCGAUGAAAAAAAGCGAAAAGAAGGUGUUCAUGUCCCAUACCGGGACAGCAAACUUACUCGGCUACUGCAGGAUUCUCUUGGUGGCAACAGCAGAACAGUAAUGAUAGCAUGUAUUAGUCCUGCGGAUAUAAAUGCCGAAGAAACUCUUAACACCUUGAAAUAUGCCAAUCGUGCUCGUAAUAUACAGAACAAACCUGUGAUUAACAGAGACCCCAUUGCUAAUGAAAUGCUGAAGAUGCGUCAACAAUUAGAAUAUCUGCAAGCUGAACUUUGUGCCAGGAAUGGAGGAGUUUCAUUUGAUGAUAUACAGAUUCUCAAGGACAAGAUUGCCUGGCUUGAAGCUACCAAUGAAGAGCUGUGUCGGGAACUUAAUGAAUUUCGCAACAAUGGCAGUGGUGCCAUUGACCAAUAUAAAGUCACCACCAAAAUUAGCGGAGCUGGUGCCAUGAAAAGUGAAGGGCUCAAAAGAGGAUUGCAAAGUAUUGAGUCGUGUGAUUAUCAAAUGAGUGAAGGAAGUGAUUCUGGGGAUAUCGAUGAAGAUACGGCCAAGGAAUUGGAGCAUACUUAUUUACAGAACACUAUGGACAAAGAGUUGAGUGAAUUAAACCGACAGUUGGAGAAGAAGGAGUCAGAGAUGAAACUAGUUGGAGGAUAUGACACCAUAGCACUCAAGCAACACUUUGGGAAGAAAUUAAUGGAACUUGAAGAGGAAAAAAGAACUGUGCAGCUGGAAAGGGACAGGCUUUUGACUGAAGUUGAGAACCUUUCAGCUAAUUCUGAUGGACAAGCUCAUAAAUUGCCAGAUGUUCAUUCCCAGAAACUAAAACUUCUUGAAGCUCAGAUACAAGAUUUAAAGAAGAAACAAGAGAAUCAGGUUCAGCUUUUGAAGCAGAAACAGAAAAGUGAUGAUGCAGCCAGAAAAUUACAAGAGGAAAUACAAUGCAUCAAGGCGCAAAAGGUGCAACUGCAACACAAGAUUAAACAAGAAGCUGAACAAUUUCGACAGUGGAAGGCAUCCCGGGAAAAGGAAUUGCUGCAGUUAAAGAAGGAGGGAAGAAGGAAUGAGUACGAAAGACAUAAACUGCAAGCAUUGAAUCAGCGGCAGAAAAUGGUUCUUCAGAGAAAAACAGAGGAAGCUGCAAUGGCUACUAAGAGAUUGAAAGAAUUGCUAGAAACUCGGAAAUCUACUACAGCUCGUGAAAACUCAGUGAAUAGCAAUGGUAAUGGAUUAAACGGGCAGACCAAUGAAAAGUCCUUGCAGCGAUGGCUUGAUCACGAGCUUGAAGUUAUGGUCAAUGUUCAUGAAGUUCGUUACGAGUAUGAGAAGCAAAGUGAAGUACGAGCUGCAUUGGCUGAAGAGCUGGCAGUUUUGAGACAAGUCGAGGAAUUUGCUUCCAAUGGUGUCAGCCCUCCUAGAGGAAAAAAUGGCUUUUCUAGUGCAUCUUCAAUGUCACCUAAUGCAAGAAUGGCAAGAAUUGCUUCUCUUGAAAGCAUGCUGAGCAUUUCGUCGAAUUCGCUCGUUGCCAUGGCCUCACAGCUCUCGGAAGCAGAAGAGCGCGAGCGUAGUGUCAGCGGCCGUGGCCGCUGGAACCAGCUACGAUCCAUGGGGGAAUCCAAAAACUUGCUCCAACAUAUGUUCAAUUAUCUCGUCGAUGCAAGGUGCCAGCUGUGGGAAAAGGAGAUCGAAACGAAAGAGAUGAAAGAGCAUAUGAAGGAACUUGUUGGCUUAUUGAGACAGAGUGAAAUCAGGAGAAAGGAAAUCGAGAAGGAGCUUAAGUCGCGCGACCAAGUGGCUACUUUGUUAGCUACGCCGCCUCCGGUAUAUAUAUCUAUAUAUAUCUGUGGCUUGUCUCGUCUCGAUUUUCUUACAUUGUGUUUCGACUUUCUUACGCUCCAGGCUAAUUCGCACAAACACAUUGCUGAUGAAAUGAGCAGUCCUUUGUCUCCGAUCCCGGUGCCCGCACAAAAACAGCUCAAAUAUACAGCCGGGAUCGCCAAUAGCUCAGUGAGGGAGUCGGCAGCAUUCACUGAUCAAACACGAAAGAUGGUGCCUAUCGGACAACUGUCGAUGAAGAAAUUAGCGCUGGUCGGACACGGCGGGAAGCUAUGGAGAUGGAAGAGGAGCCAUCAUCAAUGGCUGUUACAGUUCAAAUGGAAGUGGCAAAAGCCUUGGAGACUCUCCGAAUGGAUUAGGCACAGCGACGAGACGAUCAUGAGGACAAGGCCGCGCCCGCAGCCUCUCCCCGACGUCAUGUAUAGAAACGGACACUAGCUUGUGUGUGUCUCGACGCCGUUCAUUCUUUUUACCCGUUCCCGACAGGCGGUGACAACGAUUGGAAUACGAGCAAGUUGAGGCAUAAGCAGAAGCCGGCGAACAAUGGACGUUAGAUUGAACAGGUUUUUCGACCGUGGAAUUUUGUAGCGACGAUCGAUCCGGCCGCCGUCGCAACGAUGCUACGACGGACGGACGGCAUGGACAGACAGAUGUGUAAUAUGUUGGGAUUGUGAUAUGUAUAGGGAAGUUGGUGUUGCAUUUCAACGUGUUGUGUUCUUCGUUGUUGUAUGUAUAAUGUACAUAUGCACGCUUUGUGUAGAUGUUUUAUUUUUUGGGGGGAAAUUGAUUUUACUCAUAAAUACUAGUACAUCAUUAUUAGUGUAAUUUUUGCAUAUACU
Molecule: messenger RNA, 3869 nt
Organism: Andrographis paniculata
Lineage: Eukaryota; Viridiplantae; Streptophyta; Magnoliopsida; Lamiales; Acanthaceae
Product: kinesin-like protein KIN-4A
Exons: 25
Coding region: 277-3468 (1063 amino acids)
Biological process (GO): microtubule-based movement; mitotic spindle organization
Molecular function (GO): microtubule binding; microtubule motor activity; ATP binding
Source: RefSeq, a predicted model, not a curated record